This is a messenger RNA of Fopius arisanus, 2446 nucleotides long. Its product is annotated as prohormone-2. Lineage: Eukaryota; Metazoa; Arthropoda; Insecta; Hymenoptera; Braconidae. The record is from RefSeq and is a predicted model, not a curated record. The coding region runs from base 143 to 1264 and encodes 373 amino acids. The transcript is spliced from 8 exons.
GAGUGAGGUGUUGGCUCACUUCUAGAUUCUCCGUUGUGGAGGAAGGACUCGAGUUCUGAUACCCAGAGAAUCGACAAUACGUCUGCAUCCGGAGAGGAAAAUUCAUCACCAGUCCAGAAAAACUGAAAGCUGAAAACACAAGAUGAUCUCCAAUUGGGCGCGGAUCCUCGCCCUCGGGAUAGUGGUAGCCCAGAUGGAUGCGGUGCCAACGGGGUUGCUCCAGGAUAUCGUUAAAUCGGAUCAAGUAAUGCGGCCAAAAGCAAAGAGAGCACAGGAGGUGCUCAUGUUCGGUAAUCAACAGAACCGACGAACGGAAAAUCCUGGUGCCUCCAACGUAUUCGCCCCAACAGCGGAAAAACGAACCCUCGGUACUUCUGGCCUGGAGGAUGUCAAAGCUGCUUUGGCAGAGGAUGAGACAUUCAGCCACCCCAAACAGCCCAGUAUUUUUGCUCGGGAGCACCUCCCACCGUACCAGAAUAAUUACGACUAUGGAAAAGUAAUGAUGAACGAAGUCGGAGACGAUCUCCCCAGGAACUGGGACAUGCCGCCUUAUGGUAAUUACUUCGGACUGGACGAGGAUCGGCGGAAGAGAUCAGAAUCGAAAAGUCAGGGCGCCCCAACGUCUGGGGCACCACCACAUCCAACAACUGUGUCACCAUCAUCCACUUCUGCCUCACCCUUGCCAAUAAUCCAGAGCUCGCCACGUUCAUUCAUCCAGACAAAACGAAGUUUGCCUCUCUACCAGGAGCCCAGGUAUAAACGUGCCUUAGAUCGUGAGGACCUCCUGGCGCUCAUCUCCCUCUGGGAAAAUGGACCGAGAGCUAGGAAUUCGAGGAGCUAUGGGAACGACGAGUACGACAAUAUCGAGGACGAUGGAAACCUGAUAGGAUUGGAGGAUGAGGAUCCCAGGGGUGGAUGGCUGGAGGGACCUGUUUAUGCACCCCAUCACUUCAAUUUUGCACCGGAAAUUUCUCCAUCCGAUAUUGGAAUACCGAGAACUCAUCCCAUUAAUUCGUACGAGCAGUACAGCAGUCAGUAUGCACCGGCUUACGAUAAUUCACCCUAUGAUACCACCCAGUACCGGUCAUUGUAUCCUCAUAAUAGUUAUUAUCCACCGGAGAAGCGCUUCGUAGUUUCCAGAAAGCGAUCACAGGGAUACGAUACGUACCUGGGACGCAGUCUUAAUGACAUUGUCAAUUUCUCGCAGAUGAUGAACUCUCAGCGUCAAGGAUAUCCCAAUCUACCCCAGCACUUACUCUAUUAAGUUGAAGGGACUUUAAUCUGAAUUUUUUCCACUGCUGAGGACUAUCUGGUAUUCUAAUUUAACACUUCAAUCUUUUUAUGAUUAAUUCCUCUUGAUAUUCAUUCCAUUGGGAUUUAAAAUUUUGCUACUCUUUCCGAAUUGAAUAUUUCGUAUUCCCUUUCACGUAGAUAGUUGAUUAAUUAAUUAAAGGCGGAAAAUUUUAACAUACCAGCUAGUCUCAUGAGUAAUUAUCGAGAAUUAAUUGGUGAACUAAAUUUUAACAUACCAGCUAGUCUCAUGAGUAAUUAUCGAGAAUUAAUUGGUGAACUAAAUUUUAACAUACCAGCUAGUCUCAUGAGUAAUUAUCGAGAAUUAAUUGGUGAACUAAUAGGGAACAAGAGAGUGCAGGAAAAUAUGGGGCGAUGGGCGAAAAAUUUCAAGUGGGAAUUCUAUCUUUUCUUAUCUAUCGUUUUUCUUUUUUGUUUGUUAGCUUUAUAAUGUCAGUGAUUCUCUAGCCUACCAUUGACAUAAUAAGAAAGUAACAGAUAGAUCUCGUAUUUGGAAUUUACCAAAGUACCGAAGAAUAAUGGAAAAUAAGUAAAACUCUACAACCGUGUCUACUUCCUGCUUUUAGAAGAUAUAAGACGGAAAUCGCUCAGUAAUUUUUUUUAUUACAUGAAAAAAUAUUUGUGGGAAGUUUUGUCUGUUCGUCAAUUACGUGGGAUAAUUAUUUAGCCGAGGAAAAAAUCACAGACUCUAUGGGAAUUCGAUUAUUUAUUCAUUUAUUCCACAUCUCAGUCGUUUGUUAUUAUCUAAAUAUUAAUGCAUUCCUGCAAAUUAACUUAUUGAACUCUCGUGCAACUGAUCCGCUAUAAUUUAAUUAUUAAAAAAAAACAAUGAAAAUUACACCGAGCGAUCAAAGACUGUUUACCAAUGACAUAUGCAAAAAAAAUGUCUCGAUUAUUGUCGCAUAUGGAUGUCAUUUAAUUGUUUUCUCUCGUUAUUCCACUGAGUGUUACGAUUAUUUAUCUAUCGAUCGUGAGUGUGCAAUCACAAAAUAUAGCUUGGUAUUUUAAAUUAAUUGUUAACCAAUCGCCUAUUAACAAACACGUAAAAUAUAAUUUUGCAAUGCUCAAGAUAUCCUCACUCCCGAGUUACUAAAUAACAACAAUAAAAAAUAUAAAAACCGAAAAAGCGAAAAAA